AUGUUUCUCCAGUAUUACCUCAACGAGCAGGGAGACCGAGUCUAUACGCUGAAGAAGCUUGACCCUAUGGGACAACAGACCUGCUCGGCGCAUCCUGCUCGGUUCUCCCCAGAUGACAAAUACUCUAGACACCGAAUCACCGUCAAGAAACGCUUCAAGGUGCUCAUGACCCAGCAAUCGCGCCCUGUCCUCUGA
Molecule: messenger RNA, 195 nt
Organism: Odobenus rosmarus divergens (Pacific walrus)
Lineage: Eukaryota; Metazoa; Chordata; Mammalia; Carnivora; Odobenidae
Product: H/ACA ribonucleoprotein complex subunit 3-like
Exons: 1
Coding region: 1-195 (64 amino acids)
Source: RefSeq, a predicted model, not a curated record